UUUUUUCUCUUGCCAUUUGUUUGGAUGAUGUGCACACCUGGAAACAACAAACAGAUGCGUCUUUUCUGUAUACUCGAUGCACUUCGUUUUUUCACGAGGCCAUAGUACCGUAACCAACGAAGCUCAAACCGUCAAAAAGAUGGAGUGGCAACGCAAACAAACUUUCUAUCUGGGAGCUGUAUGUUUUCCGCAUGGUUUUUUUUUUAUUUCGUCAAACCUCCAUUGUGUGUAUGGUGGCGGCCUAUUAUACAUCAACGCCAAAAGUAUCUUUAUGCACUUAUUUAUGUAUCUUUUGAACCCGCCUACAUCAUCUGUCUUGGGCAAUUACAAUAUGAGCAGGAAAAGAAGUUGCAUAAUUUUUAUUUUUACCGGUCGAUGAAUAAGUAUUAGACAUACGACGGCAGUAAAGCAGAACAUGAAAAGCUACUGUUUCCAUCGAACAAACAAAGAAUGGUCGAGAGCUCAUCAAGCAGUACGGUAUCAUAUACACGAGUCGAAUUUUAUAUUGCGCCACCAUUACUAGCACGUAAAUUUGGUAUCAACUUGCUUAUAUCAGCCGUAUUAUUUUUCUCAUUUGAAGUAUCUACUGCCCAUAUAUAUAUAUAUGUAUAUAUAUAUAUUGCAAGAACAAGAUGAGAAGCUUAUUACUAGUAUGAGGUGCCAAAUGGC
Molecule: messenger RNA, 669 nt
Organism: Zychaea mexicana
Lineage: Eukaryota; Fungi; Mucoromycota; Mucoromycetes; Mucorales; Lichtheimiaceae
Exons: 2
Coding region: 77-379 (100 amino acids)
Source: RefSeq, a predicted model, not a curated record